This is a messenger RNA of Saccostrea cuccullata (small rock oyster), 2253 nucleotides long. RefSeq lists its product as uncharacterized. The transcript has a single exon. The coding region runs from base 1 to 2253 and encodes 750 amino acids. Lineage: Eukaryota; Metazoa; Mollusca; Bivalvia; Ostreida; Ostreidae. The record is from RefSeq and is a predicted model, not a curated record.
AUGAAAUCUCCAACCAAAGGAAACUACAAUCCGGACUUCUUUGAGUCAGGGUGUUCGAUUAAUUUUCCUAAUCCCGAUGAUCCUGGACUUGGACCAUCUCUCCGAGCUCUCCGUCAAGUAGGAAUGGGACGUUUCACACCAGAAAGCCAUACACCUAGGUCCCGUCAGAUGAGGUCCAAGAUCGAGAGCGAAUGCAGUGAUGUUUCAAACAGACGAGGAAAUGGCGGAAACAUCUCAAGCCAUCUUGUCGGACCAAAAUCUAGAACAAAGAGUUCUAGCAGCAAAUCGGGGAGUUCGCUUUUGGAAAACAAGCAUCCAGCUAAAUCUAAGCACCAAGAGAGAAUGAGCCCAGCAGGAGGCAGCAGUGUUGUGAGUUCUCGUGCAAGCAUGCACACAGAAUCUGCAUCAACACCAAGAACUGCCAGCGUGAUUUCGGGAUAUAUCAAAAACAGUGCUACGCCAGUAAGUGGACAGAGUAGUCUAUCUAUCCCCUCUGCUGAUUCCGAGCUAGCUUUCACUUUAGAGGAUAAUGGCAGAAGCAUUUCUCAUAGGAGUCAAGCACCUUAUACCUCAUACUACUCAGAUAAUCGUCCAAGAUCUCUUGCAAGUCGAGUUUCAAUAAUGGACAACAGCAGCUCUGGAGCUUCAUACAGUGACGUUAUUCCACCAGGAGACUAUGAGCCAAGUGGCUGCUCCUCUACACCACAUUCAUCCCCAGUGAUUGGAAUGGAGGUUCUCUCAGGUCAAGAGGUAACUGUGCAGGAAAAGAUGAUAAACACCAAAGAUGCAAUGAGAAAUAUACCUAAGCCAGGUCCAUCAGAGUCUCCAACCAAGAGUCAAUCAUUCAACAAAUUUAAACAAAUACCUACUGGAACUUCCAUGCAUAAACUUAAAAACGAUAAACAUGGCAGACAAGAUGAUGAAACAACUGAAAAAAAUGUCAAAGAACAGGAAGAUGGUAGAGACAAAGGAAUGUGCAAAGACACUUUAAAAGUGGCCAAUAAAGGAGGGAAGAUGGCUGUGAAGACAGGCAAAGAGGCGAAAAAGAAAGCUAAACCAACUGUGGCAAAGGCAAAUGAAAAGGAUGUUGAGGUCAAGCUAACUGCCCUAGAGAGGAGGAAAGCUUAUGAGGCCAAAAUAAAAGAACGUAAAAAGAAGGCAGAAAGCAAGAUGAAUGUCAAAAAUCAAGGAUCAGAACCAUCUCGAGGAAAGAUCCAAAAGAAUAUCACUGACAGCAACACAAGAAAAAUGGAAGGCAAAAAAUCAAAACAACCUGAUAACAAGGUCAAUGUUGCUGACUGCUACUAUGAAGAUGAUUUUGAGUCUGAUGAUGAGGAAAUCCGUUUACCAGACCCCAGAGUUUUUAACAGCAAGAAAGCUGAAGCCCGCUAUCAGGGAACCCAGGAUGAAGAAGCAGUGGCAUCUGGCACUGCUGCCAACAGACGUAGCGACAGACUUAAUGGAGAUGAUGGGGAUUUCACUGAGAAGAUACCCUUUCUUAACAUUCUGACCCCAAGAGAAGUCCAAGAUAUAUACCAAGACAUGUACUAUGGAAACAAUGGACAGAUGAGCGGCAGAGCAAACCCAAAUUCAGCCAGAACAGAUGUAGAUAUUGAGUAUGUUAAUCCCCAACAAAUUGCUGCUUUGAAGCAAAGUGGUUACACCUAUUCUCAGUACGAGAACACCCGCCCCAUGGCUAGAGACAUGCACAGAGAGUAUGGACAUGGAACAAUGGGUCUUGACUACAAUCAAGCCACCAGGAGAAAUACUGGUCAGGAGGACAUUCCUCAAUAUGAAAAUGGACAAUACUUUGCUAAACCCAAUCCCAGAAAGAAAACAACAGUUGGCUACGUUCCUGGUUAUGGAGCAGUAAAGGUGCCAAUGAACAGCAGACAAGCUGAUGUGAAGAAGAGAAACAUUGAUCCUUCUUAUGUUGUUUACAAUGCAGAUGGAACUGUAUCUAGCAGGCCUAAAAAGAAUGUUGUAGGCUACGUCCCAGGGUAUGGACCUGUACGAGGGGUUUCUGUUCCAAGGGGUCAGCAAGUGCCCUCUAGAAGAGUUCAGCUCCCUCCUGUGAACCCCAAUCAGAGCUGGUGUCCUUUUCAUGGUCUCCUCGAGGAUGGAAAGCCAGUCCAGGGUAGAAAGAAGACUGUUGAUGUUUUGGAAUCCCGUGCCAAAGCCAAGCCAUUCAACACAUACGUAGAUGAUGAGGCCUCCCGAAGAUUUGAGCGACAAUUUGCAAAGCAUUACUAG